CAUCAACUAAUCAUGAGAAUUCGUCUCAACGAAUUGGCAGUGGAUCUCCUUAGCUAUUUGUUCAUGGUUCAAUACAUUUAUUGGGUAAAUGGCAGUGAAUUUCCAGAACGUGAGUGCUGUGACACAAUUUUUUCAUCGCCACCAAAUCCAGAGCCGGUGCAACCGACCCAAUCAACAAUAAUACAUACACAAAUCAUACCAUCGACGGCUACUAAUUUGACUACAGGGACACAAGGGAAACCUGCUAUCGCAAUAUUAAGUUGUAUUUUGGCGCGCCAGUUAUGUUUUGAGGAUCCAUCAUGUUCGGCCAUAUUGGAAAUUAUACCACGUGUUUGUGGUCCUGUUCCAGUGGCAUGCAGUACAGUUACGGUGACAAAGUGUUUGGCAGCACUGAAAACAUUGCAAGCAUUUCCAUUUUUCCGUCCAACAUGUCUAUGUAAGGAGCCCGGUCUCGAUCCAGAAUGCAACAAUUUCCAAGACUUUCUAUUCGACCAUCCGUGUGGUCUUGUGAGGAAAAAAGAAAAAGAUCCAUAUCCAAUUGAUGCGCUGCCAACGUGCAACCACGCAUUAGCUGUAUGCCAACAGUCACCGAAAUGCAUUGAACUUUUCGAAAGUUUUAAAAUAUAUUGCAAAGUUCGUGAUAAUAAAUGUCGAAUGGAAGACAAAAAUCUGUGCUACGAAGCAUGGUCGAAAAUGAGAUUGUCGCCAAUGUUUGGUUGCAUUUGUCCAAAUAACCACAUAAAACGACGCUGUGAUAGAAUAUUUAGCAUGGUAAAUCAUAAUCCGUGUGUUGCUCAUUCGAUGUCAUUGAAUCAUUUUACGGAACAAAUUUUCGAUGACGCCAUAAUCGACAACAAAAUUACCGCCAUCAGUGCAAAUGAUAUGAAAAAUCAUCAUGAUUUUUUGUAUCCGUACAAUUUAACAGUAUUUCGAACAAUGCCAACAUUGGAUAAUGUUCGCUUUUCACCUGGCACCGAAGCCGAAAAGUAUGAAAAAAGUUUAUCCACAUUUUCGUUGGCCAAAAAUAUCGAUUCACUGCAAAUCACAUGUGAUUCAGUCUAUCAGAUUUGCAAAAGUAAUGCGGCGUGUUCAGAAGCUUUGAAGCCGGUUAUACAAUACUGUGACUUCCAUAUAUGCAACCAAAAUGCAUGCUUAGAUGCCCUUCAAGCAUUUUAUCGGCUAUCCAAUGAGGAUUUUACAUUGGAUAUUGCAUUUUGUGUGUGCAAUAAAUUGCCGCAUCACAGUGAUUCGUGCCUGAGAGCGCAGGAGAAAUUGCAUCCAACAUGUGCUAAAAGUCCGGAUUUGAUUGAUAUGGAUCCAUCGAAUGGUGCUGUUUACACAUCCAUUCAACCAGCCUGUCAUACCGUUGCUGAAGUGUGUCGAAACGACGCAAGUUGCAGGUCACGUCUUGAGCAAUAUGAACAGUCGUGUGCAAUCGAUAGUUCAACACUGAAGUGUGCUGGUCACCCAAGUGCAUGUCGAACGGCGAUUUUGGGCAUCCUGGGAACGCCAUUACGAACAACGUGUUCAUGCCAUAAUACCGAUUUAGUUUACGAAUGUUUGGGGUGGUAUCGCCUUCUCUGGUUAAAUACAUGUGUUGCCGAAACACAAUUAGACUUCCAUUUGAAGCGUUUUAAUGAGGUGAGCGUUUCGAUGGCAUCAAAACCAGAAAAUAACAUUGAUGUAAUUACAAGCAGUACGACCAGAGCAACUACAACAAGAACUACAUCAACUCAUGCAACAAAAACAACAACAACACUUUUUAGAAAAUCUUCGGAUAAUCGGGUAAAAUUUCACAAAGUAAAUAUAAUACAGACAACAACGCCAAUGACGGUGGUGGUUUUGGAAAAAGUGUUGGUCAGUACACAGCCGGUGUUCCCGGAGAAAUUCGAUGUUCAAACCAACGAAAAUGUAUUGCCACAAAAGACAAUUGACUACAAUAGCAUUGCCGAAGAGUUUACCGAUCAAAAUGAUACGGUCAUCGAUUUGAUAAUGCAAACACAACUGAAAACAGAGCCAAUUACAACGCCUGAGCCAAGAUAUUGUAUUGUUCAAAGGCCGCGACAAUCUGAUCAGUUAAUAUCAGUGAAUAAUGCUCGACGGAUAUACUCGUUGGAUGACGCCGAAUGCAGUGAACUAUGCUUUUGUACGGAUUCACUGGUACUUACGUGUCACGCACUAUGCGUUCCAAUAGCGCCUUGUCGAACGGCGCUGGCAUUCUACAGCCAUGCAUCACCGGCAUAUCAGGCAUUCAGGGGCCGCUGUCUUUGUUAUUCGGGCAAAUUUAUUUGCAUGAGACCGCCGCCUGGUGACUAUGCAUUACCCGGCGGCAUUUUCCUAUUGUUAGGCUAUAGCUCUAUGGAUGAAGAGUUACUGAGAGCGUACACGAACUUGGGAAUUCAAGAUACCAUUAGAGCCUUUCAGCAGUAUAUCUACAAUCAUAUUGAUAAUCAAUCAACAUGCGUGUUAUCAGCACUGAAUUUAACCGACGAAAAUGCAAUUAUUUCCGUUCGAUUACAAAAUUACUCAAACGCAACUCCGAUGGAAGCGUUCGAUGCUCUUAAGGAUCAGUGCAUUUCUGUAAUGGAACAGAUCAGCUACGAUAUAAAUUCACAAAGUGCUGAGCUGAUGGCACAUCAGUUGUUAAGUGUAUAUAAAAUGGCCGAGGUUCAGAUCGUGUCUCCCGAAGUAAAUUGUUCACCUGUUACGUUUAGCUUGUCAUUGCUUUCAUUAUUAUCACUCACAUUAUCAAUCACACAACUCCUUAUGCCUUUACUUAGUCAUCAGUUUGUAAGAAUAAUCGCAUUAAGGUUAUAAAUUGUUUUCGCUUAGAAGCACCCACAUUUAAACGAAGCAGAAGAAGAGGAGGAUAAAAUAAAAUUGUUCAGACAAAUGAAAAAAAAAGUCAUUAUAUAAAAGAAAGCAUUUAAUGAGACAAAAUAAAAAAAAAUCGUUAAAUUUGAAUGAGAGAAGAAAAAAAUAUAUUAAGAAAAUCAGACUUUACAUCCAUUGAUAAUUUCACCACGCAUUCAAUUUUAGUCAUACAUCAUAAAACAUAUCAAUCAUUCAACAACAACAAAAAACAUCAUAUUUACCGGAGGAAUGAGCAAACAGAAAAAAAUAACUAGUACAUAGAAAUUAGUAUAACAUUCUCGGCAACGGACAUUUAAAUUACCAAUUUAAAAUGUGAAACGAUGCCACACAAAAACUGUUUCGAUAAACGCAAACGAUACAUAUCAAUGCAAUGACUUGAAUUUCUUUAUUGAGAAGAUAUAUACAAAAUUUGUUGAAUUUUCAUCUGUUCUGUUUGUUUUUUUUGUUCAUUGUUUUCCAGAAGAAAAAUUGGAAUGGAUUGGCAUUCCAAGCCAAUAUAUCUAUUCUUAAUAUUAUCUAUUGGAGUGUUUCACAAACACUCGAAAACAUAUCUGAUCUGAAAAAACCGUGUCCAGUUUUUGAUUUCGAUAGGAAAUUUUUGAAUUUGCCACACAUAUACUUCAUAUUUUUUCGGGUAGUUCUAAAAUCCUUAUUAUUCUAAACUUAGUCCAAUUGUACUAUUGAUUUCAAGGAAAUCGAACAUGAAAUCAACAUCUGAGAUUAUAUGCGAGAUGAAGAAAGAAAAAAACUGAAAACAAAAACCAAUAAACCGGCAAAGUUAUCAAUAUAAAUAAAUAAAUUUAAAGGAAAAAAACCAAACAACAACAACAAAUGCCUUUUUGCAUGAUGAUCCAAAAAAAAUUACCUUGGAAAUUGAAUUAAUUUGCAGGGCUAAAGGUAACAAUUCGUCGCAAUAAUUUUAAUGAAAAUAUCCUGGAAAAGAAACGAUUAUUACACGAAAAUUAAAAUAAGUUUUUGAGGCCAUCGUUGAUUGGACGUGUGAAUUCAACACGAAUUCUUGUUUAUGGCUGCAACAAAUAAUAACACGAAAGUAUUCCGUGCGACCUUUAAUGAAACCUUAGUGUUGCUCUAUUUUACAUUGAUUUGUGAAAAAAAAGUUGUAUUUUAUUCUUCGCCACAUUUCAAAACAGCACACAACCUAUUUACACACAUGCAUCAACAACACUCAAUGAAAUACAAAGAUCUGAUUUUAAUAUUAAA
Messenger RNA from Sitodiplosis mosellana (orange wheat blossom midge), 4095 nucleotides. RefSeq lists its product as uncharacterized. The record is from RefSeq and is a predicted model, not a curated record. Gene Ontology annotation, cellular component: external side of plasma membrane; signaling receptor complex. Gene Ontology annotation, biological process: nervous system development. Bases 13 to 2817 code for a protein of 934 amino acids. The transcript has 16 exons. Gene Ontology annotation, molecular function: signaling receptor activity. Lineage: Eukaryota; Metazoa; Arthropoda; Insecta; Diptera; Cecidomyiidae.